Messenger RNA from Blepharisma stoltei, 1661 nucleotides. The record is from the annotation of a GenBank genome assembly. NCBI's taxonomy places the organism in Eukaryota, Ciliophora, Heterotrichea, Heterotrichida, Blepharismidae.
AUGCCAAUACUCAUCCUCUGCUUAUUGGCUGUUUCUCAAGCUCUUCAUUUUGCAGACUACAACGACGAAGUCUUCAAGUCCGCUUCAAAGCCAGUAUAUAAAUAAAUUAAAUUUAUGCGGCCAUAAGCGGGAUCCCCACUAGCCAGACUACCUUGACUCUAGGAAAGGUGGCCUACACUGGGUAUAUAUAUACCAGAGUGCAAAUUGUGUAAGGCCCAACAAAAUUCAUCCUCUUGAAUUUCUGGCGAGACUCACCUAACCUAAGAACAGCUCCUUUGGGCAGAGCGACCCACUAUAGGGUGCCCCAAUAGUCCCGAUAGAUCAAGAUUAUGUGAGAGGCAAAGUCUGCCUAGCCAUCUACUAGGGACAGGAAAACCUUCGGGGAAAAAGAUAGUUUCCCUCUUCGGCAAGGCUUCCCAAAAACCUGAAGGCCUGGUUCAAAAAAGGACAGAGACCUUACUUUCAGCUUAAUUAGGAUGAGUUCAACCUGCAUCAUAGGAAGUGCGUCUCGGGGGACCAAUUUCCGUCAAUGUCACCUUUUUAUUUCUAAAGUCAGUAAUAGGAAUGCUAACUUUGCCCAAUGAUAUCGAUUUUGCGGACCAGCCAAAUGUGAAGGCUUUCAUCAGAACUCCUUACGUCCAUUAUUUUGAAAGCGCUGGGAUGAGAGUUGUCCCAAUUCUACAUACUUUAGACGAAGAAGAAUUGGAUGAAAUUUUAGGGAAAAUCAAUGGUAAUCAUUAUUUAGGUAUCGUAUUUACUGGUGGAUCAACUAAGCUGAAUAGCUGGGGAGAAGAUGGGGAGAUCAUUUAUUCUCAAUAUGUAAAGACAGCUGAUUAUUUAUUAAAAUCAACAAUUAGGAAAAAUGAUAAUGGAGAAUAUUUCCCACUUAUGGGGAUUUGCUUACCCCGAACUUUGGAGCAAGCAAUAUACUUUAAAAAUUUUUGAUGCAUUCUAAAACACAAACUUUAUCACAUUCCAGAUUUUGAAGAUUUAAAUCAUUAAAAAUUUAAAAUUAAAGCUCCUUUCUAACAGUAAAAUUUUUUUCUUGCUUCAGAAUGAGGUUAGGUAUGGAAGUUCUGACAAUGGUUACUUCGAAAUCGUGCACAUUGACAUAUACAGAUGCAUGGAAUCAUACAAUAAAUGCGCUUUUUACUGAAAAGGCUCCAUAUUCAAAGUUAUUCAAAAACGUAAACCCAAUGAUACUUUAUUAUCUAAACAAGUAUAAUAUUACAGCUCAAAAUCAUCACUGGGGAAUCUCAAUUGAAACAUACAAAAGUAAUAUUUAUAUAGAAAAAGAAAAAUUAAAUACAUUUUGGGAUAUUCUUGGGCUUUCUUAUGAUAGAGGUAUGGUUCCUUACUUAUCGUUUAUAGAAGCAAAAAACUACCCAAUUUAUGCAUAUAUGUUUCACCCAGAAAAAACGCCUUAGUAAAUGUUAUUCAGCAAAUGGGAGGAGGCUGAAGUAGACCACAGUAUAAUUGCUAUUGAAGCUAGCCAAUAUUUUUCCUAUUUUUUCUCAUUGGAAAUCAGGAAAAAUAAUAAUUCAUUUGAAGAUUAUGAAGAUUACAUAGAGCAUUCCAUUUAUACCUUGACAGAUCCAUUUUUGGGACCAGAAGAUGAGCAGAAUUUUAUUUUUAAAAGAGUAGAUGAUCAUGAAUGCUAA